This is a messenger RNA of Rhagoletis zephyria (snowberry fruit fly), 441 nucleotides long. RefSeq names its product aspartate and glycine-rich protein-like. Lineage: Eukaryota; Metazoa; Arthropoda; Insecta; Diptera; Tephritidae. The record is from RefSeq and is a predicted model, not a curated record.
AUGGUAAUGGUAUUGGUCCUGGUAUUGAUAUCGGUAUUAGUAUUGAUAUUGGUAUUGGUAUUAGUGUUGGUAUUGGUGUUGGUGAGGUAUUGGUAUUUGUAUUGGUAUUGUAUUGGUACUGGUAUUGGUAUUGGUAUUGGUGUAGGUAUUGGUAUUGUUAUUGGCAUUGGCAUUGGUAGUGGUAUUGGUAAUGGUGGUAAUGGUAUUGCUAUUGGUUUUGGUGUUGGUAUUGGUAAUGGUAUUGGCAAUGGUAAAAGUGAUAGUAAUGGUAAUUGUAAUAGCAAUAGCAAUAGUAAUGGGAUUGAUAGUUGUAAUGGUAGUGGCAACGGUAAUGGUAGUCGUAAUGGUAAUGGUAAUGGUUAUAGUAAUAUUUGUGGUAAUGGUAAUCUUUAUAUUAAUGGCAAUGGUAAUGGUAUAUUAUCGAAUAGUAAACAAAGCUAG